GCGCGCCCCCGCGGCCGGCGCGCCCCCGCGGCCCCAGCGCGGCCCGGCCCGGCCAUGCCGGCCAAGAGGAAGCCGGUGCUGCCCGCCCUCAACAUCGCCCCCAGCGCCGCCGAGGGGCCCAGCCCCGACGGCUCCGCAGAGGCGAACCUGGUGGACCUGCAGAAGAAGCUGGAGGAGCUGGAGCUGGAUGAGCAGCAGAAGAAGCGCCUGGAAGCUUUCCUCACCCAGAAAGCCAAAGUGGGAGAGCUCAAGGACGAUGACUUUGAGAGGAUCUCCGAGCUGGGGGCUGGAAACGGCGGCGUGGUCACCAAAGUGCAGCACAAACCCUCAGGGCUCGUCAUGGCACGGAAGCUGAUUCACCUGGAAAUCAAACCUGCCAUCAGGAACCAGAUCAUCAGGGAGCUGCAGGUGCUGCACGAGUGUAACUCCCCCUACAUCGUGGGGUUCUACGGGGCCUUCUACAGCGACGGGGAGAUCUCCAUCUGCAUGGAGCACAUGGACGGCGGCUCUUUGGAUCAAGUGUUGAAAGAAGCCAAAAGAAUUCCCGAGGAAAUCUUGGGCAAAGUCAGUAUAGCGGUUUUACGAGGCUUGGCCUAUCUGCGGGAGAAGCACCAGAUCAUGCACAGAGAUGUGAAGCCUUCCAACAUCCUGGUGAAUUCCCGAGGGGAGAUCAAGCUGUGUGAUUUCGGGGUCAGCGGGCAGCUCAUCGACUCCAUGGCCAACUCCUUUGUGGGAACUCGGUCCUACAUGUCUCCCGAGCGCUUGCAGGGCACUCACUACUCGGUGCAGUCGGACAUCUGGAGCAUGGGGCUGUCCCUGGUGGAGCUGUCGAUCGGAAGGUACCCAAUCCCCCCGCCAGACUCCAAGGAACUGGAAGCAAUAUUUGGCCGUCCUGUGGUGGACGGGGCGGAGGGAGAGUCCCACAGCGUCUCGCCGCGGGCCAGGCCCCCAGGACGCCCCGUCAGUGGCCACGGGAUGGACAGUCGGCCUGCCAUGGCCAUCUUUGAACUGCUGGAUUAUAUAGUUAAUGAGCCACCUCCCAAGCUGCCAAAUGGAGUUUUCACGCAAGAUUUCCAGGAGUUUGUAAAUAAAUGCUUAAUUAAGAACCCGGCGGAACGGGCAGAUCUGAAGAUGCUGAUGAGUCACACCUUCAUCAAGCGCUCCGAGGUGGAGGAGGUGGAUUUCGCGGGCUGGCUGUGCCGAACGCUGCGGCUGAACCAGCCCAGCACCCCCACCCGCGCUGCCGUGUGAGCCCCGCUGGCACCGCAGCUGCCUCUGGCACCACCUCCUCUCCUUCCCUCCGCCACAGAACUGCCCUCCUUCCUCCUCCUCCUUUCCCAGCCCUCCCCCCGACUCCCAGCAGCCAAAGCACCGACCCUUCGGAAGUGUUUUCAUCGUCCGACCCCCCCUCCCUCCCUCCCCGGCCCGAGCGGGGUUGGUUUCUUUUGAUGUGUGUGUUAAGGGGAGGAGGGGGUGUUUUCCAGGCCUCUGCUCCGGCUCUGGAGCUCCUGACACUUUGGGAAUUGUGGUGCUGCUUGUGUUGAUUUUUUUUUUGGUUGGUUUUUUUUUUUCUUUAAUUUGUUGGGUUUUUUUUUGGUGUCGUGUUCGGUUGAAAACGAGAAGGUAACAGGGUGUGGGGGGGUUUGUGGGGGCUGUGGGAGGUGGUGGCAGGGGAUGGGGAGGGUGAUGCUUCACCUCCUCCCUGCUUUUCGCUCCCGGGGUGGAGAAUCAGCGGGAUCAGGAAUGGAGAAACCCUGUCUGGGGUGGCCCAAAACGGUGUCACUGCCCUGCCUGGGGACAGGGGGUGGUCUUGGGGGGUGAUUUAUGGAGGAGACACAGCACUGGGCUCCUCCUGCCCCUCAGAGCAAAGACUUGUGCUUUUUUGGUUGGUUUUUUUUAUUAUUAUUUUCUUUUUCUUUCCUGGUUUUCCUUUUAAACGGUUGUUUCCAAGCCUGGUCUUGUCACGUGCUUGGAUGUUCAGGGAAGGGGCCGGAUCAGUCGGAGGGAAUCAGGUGGGAGCUGGGGGUGGGCAAAUCCCCCCAGGGCUGUGGCUCCCACUUUUCAGUGUCAGGAUGAGGGCAGAGCGUGGAUUUUCCUUCCCUGGCUCCUUCCAGCCCGGAGAGGUGGGAGCAGAGCCUGGUUGGUCACCGUGGCCGUGCCCAGGAUUUGGGGUCCCUCUCCUGACCCCGCCAUUCCCAGGGCACAGGGAAGGGUGAGACCCUGUUUUUCCACCUCUCCAGCUGCCUCUCCCCCAUCCCACGGGUGGCCUCAUCCCUUGUGGAUGUGGCAGAGCUCCAGGAUUCCCUGUUGGAGCCCCCCCUGGAGCCCCCCUGGGCCAGUGUGGGGAUGAACCCACCCAGCCAGACCUGCAUUAUCCCAAAUCCAGAGGGUUUUCCAAAGGGCUGGAAUGGUCCCUCCCAUCAUGGACCUUGCAGGGCCCCAUAGCUGAGCCCCCACCCCUUCAUUUCCCUCCGUGUGUAUUUUGGGGUGAGUCACUCCCCUGCUCCCCCCCGACCCCCCCCAAGCCUCCCCUGAGGAUUUGGGAUUUUUUUGGGAGGGAGGGGCGUUUCCCUUCUUUUUUUUGGCUGUUUUUUCACCCAGUCAGGCUGACAGGUGCCAAUCCCCUCUGCCUCUGCUCAGGUCCCACCACUGCAGCCUCCCCCCCCCCCCAAAAAAUGAAGUGCCAGGGCUUGGGAACCCCAAACCCUUCGUGUACCUUUUCCUUCCCUGUUUUCCAGCGCUGGACGAAGGCACUGCCCUGCUCAGGGCAAACCUGGGGGGAGAAUACCCCAAAUUUUUUGGGGGAAUACCCCAGAUUUGGGAGGGAUACCCCAGUUUUGGGAGGGAUACCCCUGAUUUGGGGGGGUUCUGUGCUUGCUGGCUCAGCUCACGCCCGGACAAGUCACUCCGGAGCUCCAGGGUGCUCAACGUGAUGGAUUUUUUUUGCCUCUUAUUUUCUGUGGGAAGUGGGGAAGAGGACAGUUCCUAAAGAUUCGGGCUAUUUUCCAUAGGUUUUUGGUGCUGGGUUUUGGAGGAGGAAGAGGAGGGAAAGGAGGAGGAGAGUUUGGAUCGAGCGGUUUGUUGGUGCAAUUAAUUUUUUUUUUUAAACUCGAUAUUUUCAUCAUUGGGGGGGGGGGGGGGGAGGAGGAGGGGAAAUAAUAAAUAAACGGCACUUUACAUUU
Messenger RNA from Pseudopipra pipra, 3182 nucleotides. It is a transcript of the gene MAP2K2, whose product is annotated as mitogen-activated protein kinase kinase 2. Bases 55 to 1251 code for a protein of 398 amino acids. Gene Ontology annotation, molecular function: ATP binding; protein kinase activity. The transcript has 11 exons. The record is from RefSeq and is a predicted model, not a curated record. Lineage: Eukaryota; Metazoa; Chordata; Aves; Passeriformes; Pipridae. Gene Ontology annotation, biological process: protein phosphorylation.